GUCUGCGUGAAGCUGGCAUGGCCUCCUGUUCCCCUGCAUCUGUUCCCCAUUAGCAGAGCCGAGAGUAUAAAGCCGGGAGCUGACAGUGGCUGGGAACAGUCUUCGUCUUGUCUGGAUCAUGGGGUUUACUAUCUGGCUGUGCGUGCUCUGCCUGCAGGCGAGCCUGCUGUCAUACGCCCUCGACUGCUCAGGAGUGACACAGGGAGAGCUGUGUGUCAGUGGACAGACCGCAGACGCACAGUAUGGCGAUCAGCAGCAGCAGAGGGCAUUACCCUUCAGCGAAGGACUGGUUAUGUUCAGACGUAAGCGACAGCUAGAGCGCAGAGGUCCCACCCACCUGAGUCACUCCAUCCUGCCCGGGGCCGUCUCUGUCAAAGGCUUCCCUAACACUCUCUUCCAGGCUGACAGGUCCAGGCGGCACUUGGUCCAAGUUAAAAAUCCAAAAAAGCGUACAUCCCGUGUGGGCUCUUUCUCGCUCCUAAAUCAUGACAAGAAAUCCAACCCCCUACAGGUGACCAGAGCAAGGCGACAGGUCGUGCUUGAGCCUCCCAAGAAGGGGAAGUCAGGUCGUUCUGGAGCUUUUUCUGUCCUCGGUGAUCCACCAAAUGAAGAGAAGACCGCCAGAGCCAAAAGAAGCAUAUAGAAGAAGAUGUGCUGGACAAUAAGAAGCUCCUUCUAUAUUUUAUCAAACAACAUGUAAACAAACUGAACAUUUGUGUGGAAAUCUGGCAUUUGGAAUAACAGAUUUGAUGUUUAUUUUUGACGCGUGUGUCCAACAUUACUGUUUUAUUUACGUGUAAGCGAGCUUACAUCUACAUUUAUCAGCCAGUCUGUACUUCCAUGUUUUUUUUACAUGCUACUUUUAAGUUUCUAAUAUAUUCCCGCAUGUUGUCACAAAAGGUCCAAUAUCAGUCUGGUAUUGUGCUGUAACCUAUUUAAUCACAGAUUCAUUCUGAAGAUCAGAUGUAUAUUUUUGCAGAAAUAGUCCUCGUGUUGUGUCAGAUUUCAAAACGUUAUGUGGAGACGAGACAUAUGGUGUAAAAGUCUUUGAACAUUAUGCACUUUAUGCUCCUCUGGGGCCUUCUCUACAAAACAGGAUAAUUGUUUUUUACACUCUGAGCUUCAUUGAGGUAUUAAAUUGAAUAACAGUU
Solea solea (common sole) is the source of this 1151-nucleotide messenger RNA. RefSeq lists its product as uncharacterized. Lineage: Eukaryota; Metazoa; Chordata; Actinopteri; Pleuronectiformes; Soleidae. The record is from RefSeq and is a predicted model, not a curated record. The transcript has 6 exons. Bases 119 to 643 code for a protein of 174 amino acids.